Oncorhynchus keta (chum salmon) is the source of this 4115-nucleotide messenger RNA. RefSeq names its product G-protein coupled receptor 61-like. Gene Ontology annotation, biological process: G protein-coupled receptor signaling pathway. Gene Ontology annotation, molecular function: G protein-coupled receptor activity. NCBI's taxonomy places the organism in Eukaryota, Metazoa, Chordata, Actinopteri, Salmoniformes, Salmonidae. The transcript is spliced from 6 exons. The record is from RefSeq and is a predicted model, not a curated record. Gene Ontology annotation, cellular component: signaling receptor complex; plasma membrane; endosome. Bases 1968 to 3554 code for a protein of 528 amino acids.
UGAACGCAUGCCGGAGUGAGCGCAUGUGUGUGAGUGUGGUGUGGUUUGGUGUGUUUGUGUGUGUGUGUGUGUGUGUGUGUGUUUGUGUGUGGAGUGUGUGUGCGUGGUGUGGAUGGGUGUGUGUGUGUGUGUGUGUGUGUGUGUGUGUGUGCGUGGUGUGGUGUGGUGUGGUGUGUGAGUGUGUGUGUGUGUGUGUGUGUGUGUGUGGUGUGGGUGUGUGUGUGCGUGGGUGUGUGUGUGUGUGCGUGGUGUGGUGUGUGAGUGUGUGUGUGUGUGUGUGUGUGUGUGUGUGUGUGUGUGUGUGUGUGUGUGUGUGUGUGUGUGUGUGUGUGUGUGUGUGUGUGUGUGUGUGUGUGUGUGGAGCGCAAGUGUGUUUGCAUUGUGCACCAGAAGCAGGAGAACAAGAGGAGAGGAGCACACUGUCCUGCUCUCGCUUUUUCUUCCAUUCUGCUGUUGCUCUGCCUUGGACACCUGAACAAGACAAGAACUGAGGGGAGUGGAGUGUGUGUGUGUGUUGUGGGGGUGGGUGGGUCAGGCAGGGAAAGAUGAGAUCAAAGAGCCAGGUGAGGAGGAGACACAGGAGCGUCUGUUUCUUUCUCUCUCUCUCUCUCUCUCUCUCUCUCUCUCUCUCUCUCUCUCUCUCUCUCUCUCUCUCUCUCUCUCUCUCCUCUCUCUCUCUCUCUCUCUCUGACGCGCUGUAGUCUGUGUAUGUGUGAGGGAGAGAUCCAGCCAAAUCGGUCCACUUCCCUCAUCCAAGCAGACGGUGAACCUGGAGAGGAAGGAGCAGCCCGUCUCCACACUAACUAUUAAAGAGUCCAACCCCUCCAACCAGAAACCUCUCAACAUCAUUAAGAAGGCAUCAUUCUGUGGGAGGACAAAGAUAAAGUGUUGUACCUUCACCUGGAUCGUCAUCGAGUGAGGCCUUCUCCUACCACUCCAGAGAUCCAUCCCUUCUCCUACCACUCCAGAGAUCCAUCCCUUCUCCUACCACUCCAGAGAUCCAUCCCUUCUCCUACCACUCCAGAGGUCCAUCCCUUCUCCUACCACUCCAGAGGUCCAUCUCAUCCCUUCUCCUACCACUCCAGAGGUCCAUUCCAUCCCUUCUCCUACCACUCCAGAGGUCCAUCCCUUCUCCUACCACUCCAGAGGUCCAUCCCUUCUCCUACCACUCCAGAGGUCCAUCUCAUCCCUUCUCCUACCACUCCAGAGGUCCAUCUCAUCCCUUCUCCUACCACUCCAGAGGUCCAUUCCAUCCCUUCUCCUACCACUCCAGAGGUCCAUCUCAUCCCUUCUCCUACCACUCCAGAGGUCCAUCUCAUCCCUUCUCCUACCACUCCAGAGGUCCAUCUCAUCCCUUCUCCUACCACUCCAGAGAUCCAUCCCUUCUCCUACCACUCCAGAGAUCCAUCCCUUCUCCUACCACUCCAGAGGUCCAUCCCUUCUCCUACCACUCCAGAGGUCCAUCUCAUCCCUUCUCCUACCACUCCAGAGGUCCAUCUCAUCCCUUUUCAAACCACUCCAGUGGUCCAUCUCAUCCCUUCUCCUACCACUCCAGAGGCCUAUCUCAUCCACAGUCCAGACUUCCACCAUCUAGUCUGGUUACCAGGUGCACGACCAGACUUCAUCUCUAGAAUGAUAGUGGGAUUUUGCCAGACCGCCACCUGUCCAGGGUGACCUGUCCAUGACCUGUCCAGCUCUACCUGCCCUGAUAGACAGUACCCCCGCCACCUGAGCCUCUGUUCCACAUCCCUAGCCCACCCCCCAAACACUCCCAGUCCCCCAGUUCCUCAGCCCCAACCCACCCCUCAAAUCCCCCCGGUCCCCUGGUUCCUCAGCCUCAGCCCCAACCCACCCCCCAAACCCCUCCAGUCCCCCUCUUCCUCAGCAACCAGCCCGAAGCAGGGGAGGAUGGGUGAUGGGCCUGUGAGUCUCCCUGGUCUCACUCCUUCCUUCUCUCUCAUCCUCUCAUGGAGCCUCCUGUUGACAGCUCCACCUCCCCCUGGAACUCUUCCCAGUCCUCUCUCUCCGGACUUCCAGGUCCCUGGCUCCCAGCCUUCCCAGCCUCGCUGCACCCCAAUGCCUCUAAAGUGAGUCUUCCCGUGGGCACCGGCGCCAGCAGAGCCCCCCUGGCCCAGUCCCUGGCCCUGUGUGUGAUGCUUCUCAUGGACCUCUUAGCGGUCGUAGGCAACCUAGCCGUCAUGGCUGUCAUCACCAAGACGCCGCAGCUGAGGAAGUUCGCCUUCGUGUUCCACCUGUGUCUGGUUGAUCUGCUGGCGGCUCUGGUUCUGAUGCCUCUGGGCAUGCUGCCGGACCGGGUUUUGGCGCACGACGAGGCACUGUGCCGGAGCUACCUCUGUCUUAGCGUGGGUCUGGUCAGUGCCGCCAUCUUGUCUAUCUCUGCCAUCAACGUGGAGAGGUACUAUUAUAUUGUCCACCCCAUGCGCCAUGAGGUCAAGAUGACCGUGGGGGUGGUUGUGACCGUGUUGGUCGGGAUCUGGAUCAAAGCUAUUGUCACGUCAGCAAUGCCACUCCUGGGCUGGGUCUUCCAGGGGAGCCAGGGAGUAGGGGUCGAACUCGGAGAGGGACUAGAGGCUCCCAUGAUCCCGAGUCAUCCAAGCCAGAGACGUUGCUCCCUACACUGGACCGGAGGAGGAGGGACCACACGGUUAAUAUUCAUGCUCUUCUUCACCUUUGUCUACUUCCUGUGUCCAGUGCUGAUCAUCCUUGUUGUGUACUGUAACAUGUUUAAAGUAGCCAGGGUUGCAGCCAUGCAGCAUGGCCCCUUACCUACCGGGAUGGACACACCUGGGCCCCGCCCUCACCGCUCCGAGUCCCUCAGCAGCCAAUCCACCAUGGCUGCCAGCCUGGGAGGCCCCGGAGGUGGCCCUGGGGGCCCAUGUCCUCCACUCCGCACCCCCAGUCAGAGGACCUUCAACGGGGGUAAAGCUGCGGCAGUCCUGGUGGCGGUUGGAGGCCAGUUCCUAUGCUGCUGGCUGCCUUACUUCUCCUUUCACCUGUACGCCGCCCUGGUCUCCACCCCCCCGGCCUCCCUGGCUUCGGACCAGAUGGAGGAAGUCGUGACCUGGAUCGGUUACUUCUGCUUCGCCUCUAACCCCUUAUUCUACGGCUGUCUGAACCGGCAGAUCCGCACGGAGCUGGGCCGAAGCCUGGCCUGUAUCUUUAAGCGGGCGGGGCCGGGCGACGGGGAUCAGCUGGCCAGCCGAGAGGCCUCCAUCGAGGAGAACUUCCUCCAGUUCCUUCAGGGGACAGGGUGCAAUCUGGAGCCCUGCGAAUCUCAGGCACACAGCAGGGCUAGCAGGGCUAGCAGGCCAGAGGAGCUGGAGGAGGCGGGGGAGAGGGGCCCUCUUCGAGACGGACCUUGUCAGGAGAACACGCGGGUCCAGGAACACACGCCUGUUGACUUCCACAUCCCUGGACAGAUUAUCGAGGAGACCUCUGAGUUCUUGGAGCAGCAGCAUCUGAAUCUGAACAAUGACAUCAACCUAGCAGACAACUGCUGCAGGGUACACAGAACAUUGCUGGACAGCGCCUGAGCUGUAGCUGACACCGGCCACUCAUGUGUACAGUAGGCCUUUUUUUGGGUGGGGGGUUGGGGGGGGCAGGCCUCAGAGGUGGAAACACUAAAGUCUUAGUCUGUAGAACAAGCACCGGUGUAGAGUCCUAUGGUGGAAACGGCAGAUAGAUGCCAUGUUCUUUAGUAUGUCUGAGUAUUCCAUCUGAUGCUGGACUUGAUGGUGUUGUGUCCACAUUUGCUACAGUGUGAUUAUGGGACAUGACGUGUACAUAGCAAGUAGUUACUACUACAACUCUAAUGUAUAGAGUUGCUAUCUUCUCUUGAAGAUUUCAUGUUGUUAUUAUCAGUCUAAAUCUCUAUGUUCAUUCUUCUGUCACUAGAAUCAGGGUUCCUUUGCGGGAAGGUUAUUUAAAUUCAGUAAACUCCAGAAGUAAAACAGACAUUUUAAAUCCAAUCAAUCCUCCAUGCUUUUCUAUGAGGUUUAGUUCCUGAAUUACCGUAACCCUGGUAUGAUGACAUUGCUACCCAUUUUCUAUCAAGACCAAAACUCCUUACAUUAAAUAUAUUUACUGCCAGUCUA